AUGCUUUGUGAUAUUCCAGAGGAGGUCCUAGAAGAACAUGUAUUGUGGAGACUUUCGGUGAAAACGCUUGUCAAACUGGGAUUUGCUUGCAAAUCCUUGAAUGCAAUCGUCACGGCUCCUAGAUUUAUUUCCAAGCAUGCCGACUGGUCAGCCAAAAACCAACCUGGUUAUUUAAUCAACCAUGGAGGAUGCGAAAUAACACGUUUAGAUAAGAGGUUUGAUUUCAUAGAGAAACUGGAUUUUCCUUUCAAACACUUCAAAUUCCAACUGGUUGGUGCAUGUCAUGGUUUGCUUUGCUUGACAAAAGAGUUCCGGCCGAAGAAGGAAAAGUUUCCCACAACAUUUAUAUGGAAUCCUUCCAUUAGGCUAGUCAAGGAAAUUCUACCUCCGGAUAUCAUCACUAGUGAUCCAUAUUACAUUACUUAUAAAAAUUGUGUUUCAGGGUUUGGUUUCGAUUGUACAACUAAUGAUUAUAAGGUUUUCCAUAUUUUGCUCGCGAAAUUUAGUAAGCAAAAUCAUGAUGUAGAUCAUGUUGUAAUCAACUUGGUUCACUCUCUUAAUGCAGAUUCAUGGAGAGUGAUAGAGAAUGAUACCAAUGCUGAUGAUGAAUCUACCUAUCCUACUAUUUGUACCGGGUGUACCACAUCUUUCAAUGGUUCUUUCUAUUGGAUACCAAGUAAGAAAUAUGAAUCUAGUCCGGAAUUGAUCAAGUGGUUUGAUUUUUGUGAUGAGAAAAUUCGGAAAACAAGGCUGCCAAGAGCUGUAGUUAAGAAUGACCAAUAUGUCGUGUGCAUUGGAUCACUCAAAAACUCACUUGUUGUGUUUGUUUCUGAUGAUGAACAAAAGAAUAAUUUUCAAUGCAGAAUCAGUGCAUGGGUGAUGAUGAAGGAAUUAGGUCAGACAACAACAUGGGUUCAUCAAUUUUCAGUGCCAAACGAUCCGCAAGUUGGAUUGCCAUUGGAUAUUGGAUUGGAUGGUGAAACUCUUUGCUGGAAGUUUCAAGAUUCCAUGGAAAAUUCCAAAUGCUUCUCCUACAGUAUCGUUGUGUACGAUGAUGUAAAGCAGAGGAAGAGUAUCAGAGAGGUAGAUACACAUAUUGUCGAAGACUCUGAUGUUGAUAAACAUAUUCGUGUUCGUGAGACCUUCACUUAUUCAGAAAGCCUACUUCUUUUAGGAUUAAGGAAAGGAGUAGGCAUCAACAGAUACUAG
Ziziphus jujuba (common jujube) is the source of this 1209-nucleotide messenger RNA. Its product is annotated as F-box/kelch-repeat protein At3g23880-like. NCBI's taxonomy places the organism in Eukaryota, Viridiplantae, Streptophyta, Magnoliopsida, Rosales, Rhamnaceae. Gene Ontology annotation, molecular function: protein binding. The record is from RefSeq and is a predicted model, not a curated record. The coding region runs from base 1 to 1209 and encodes 402 amino acids. The transcript has a single exon.